AUGAUCCGACAACCUAGCAGUGUGAUCAUCGCGGGUCCGUCGGGCAGUGGCAAAAGUGAAUUGGUGGAACAAUGGUUACGGUACCUGAACGUGUUUCAAGUCAAACCCCGCAAGAUUGUGUAUGCCUAUGAUCGCUGGCAACCCCGAUUCGAGCGUAUGCAAAAAAAGGAUGGGAUUCAGUUUCAUCGCGGAUUACCGGACCCCCGUCAUUUGACGCAAUGGUUUGGUCGGACGCGCGGCGGGGUGUUGGUCUUGGACGACCUGAUGGAAGAAGGGGGACAAGACAAGCGCGUGUUGGAUUUGUUUACCAAAGAUUCGCAUCAUCGCAACAUUACGGUGCUGUAUUUGACGCAAGAUUUAUUCCCGCCGGGUAAAUUUUCCAAGACCAUCAAUCGCAACGCGCAUUACAUUGUGGCCUUCAAAAACCCCCGGGAUCAAACAGGGAUACGGACGAUUUUAUUGCAAGCCUUUCCGGAUCGGUGGCGUCAAGUCUUGCGCCUAUUUAAACGCAUCACGGCCCGUCCCUUUGGCUAUUUGAUGUUGGAUGUACAUCCAGCGUCGGAUGAUCGUUAUCGCCUGUGGAGUCAUUUAACGCCUCGAGAAGGCAAAGCGCAAGUCCACACCUUGCGUGCGGAUGUCCCUGCCGUUCGAAAACGAACUGCAACGAGAACUCGCCAGGGUCCGUCGACAAAGAGAAGGCGGACAACAUACUGAGUUAGCCGCUCGCAUGGACACACACUCGCCUGCGGGGGUGGGCUCCCCUUCGGUCCUCCGGGAUCUCAGCAGCAUGACAGACAUGGUGACCGAAUUGUCUCGACCCGUGGAUCGUGCCCAAUUGGAGCAAGACAUUGACGAUUUCAAUUUGACUUACCCGGUCAAUGUAGACGAUGCCUUGAAUGCCUUCACGCUCCCACCCGUGGCAGGCACCGGUACAGCACCACUUGCCACUUCUACUCCCAUCACCACCAUCACCACCACCACGGCUGCCCCCACCACCCGAACUCGUCCCACCCCCACCACCACCACCAGUCGACCACGACCCGUCACGUCCACUCGAACACGCCCCGCUACCACCGCCACGACCACCACCGCCCCCUCCCGCCCCUCCACCAGCCGCCGCAGCGCUGGGGCAGGCACCAGGACCACGACCUCCACGGUGACGACCCCCACUGGACGCCCCACCAUCGCUGCCAAACAACCGCGACGGCGCCCCAGGGUGCCCUCCCCACCGUCCCCUGGUUCGUCCCCUCCGUCCGAGGACGAGGAUGGCGAUGAUGAUGAUGACGAUCGACGGCGAGGAUUAAGGCGACGGUUGGAUUUGCUCAAUGAAGAUGCUCAAGAACGGGCACGAGGUCGACGCAUCCGUAACAUCACGCACACCAAUACCGUGACGACCGUGUAUGAAGAGGGGGGUCGUCCCUCGGUGCGCCGCACGUCCACCCGAACCUCCAGCCCAAGUCCACCCAGACCACCACGCCGAGGACGGGGCCGUGGCCGUGGCCGAGCACGCGGACGGGGCCGAGCCCGUGGACGAGGCCGUAGUAUAUAAAAACAAGGACCUCCCUUCCAUCGCCCCAAAAUGUGUGGCCAAUGUCGACACGCGAUGGGACGCAAACGCCAACGCACCACGACUCGACGAUCAUCACGUCGACGUAGGAUGAAGGGUGGGAAGGCGCCGUUCGUCGUGGAUGUCAAAAAAGGCUUCAAAUUGUUGACGAACCCGGCUAUGUGGAAGAUUCCUUCCAAAGCCGACAUAAAGGCCGACAAACAACGGGUGGCCAACUACAAACGCCAGUAUCGCGCUAGUGGCAGCAAGGACUCGUACAACAAGUGGUUGGUCAAGAAGGGGUAUGCCAAAAAAGUGGGUGGGUGCAGCUUGAUGUAAAUGUAUAAAAAAGAGACUUGCGGUGCUCAGCUCUCAAAAAACAAGAGUCGUCAUGGGACCCAAACGCAAACGCAAACGCUCCACGACUCGACGACCCGCCAAACGACGACGGCGUGUGAGUCAAGUCGGGGGUGUUGGGCCCGGACUGCCUAUAGGGAUUCUCAAAGCCGGCUAUGGGAUCACCAAAGCCAUCGGGGAUCAUCAAACCAAGCGUGCCAUCGCCAUUGGCGAAAAACGUCGACGGGAAGUGGCUUCAGGCAAACGGAAAAAAUAUGCGGGGGAAUCGUUUAAUUGUUCCAUCAUGUGAAAAAAAUAGUAUAAAAAGCGCUGACUCUGGGGAUGGUAUAAAAGAAACACCUGGUUGGACACAAGAUUCCCAUUGAGGAUGGUCCGUGGACCCAACGGUCGCCGACAUCGUUAUGUCCCUCGAAAACGACGCCGACGACGUGGUUUGCAACGCGGCGCUAAGCUCCCGCUUUUGGCAAUGGCUCUCUCGCCUUUGUGGCUCAGGAAAUACAAACCCAGAGUCCGCCUUCGACGCCCAGACUAACCCUCAACGCAAAGCCGUCACGUUUGCGUUGGAUUGGGACGACCAGUAUGAAGCCGCCUUGUGUGCACGGUGUCGAGAUCACAUGCAAACGCAUUAUCAUGGCGAAUUGUGUGGUCGGUGUGGCGCCAUUUUUACCAUAAAUAGACCUUGGUCCUUGCCUGAACUCAAGAUUCAUCAUGGGGUGGCGCAUGGAACGACAAGCCCCGUUCUUAAAAAGUGUCUUACAAGAAGCCAAUCAACACAAACGACAAGAAUUGUUGCGGAUGGCCAAUGCGGAUCAGAUCAAUGCGGUCAGUGAAUUGGUGAUGAACACGCUGCGUGGCACGGUGCCCCGUUCCCGACAGACCAUUACGUUGCUCAAACCUCACGCUCAGAGUUUACGUGCUAUGGCCAAACCCGCUCAUUCUGUCAAACGACGACGCGCUAUCAUGAUGGCUCAAAAAAGGUGCCCUCUGGCCCGAACUCUACCGAUGUUAUAAACGUUGCAUGCGCUAGAUCAGACCCCUCAGUUGCACCAUGGAACCCGAGAUGGUGAGCACCACGGUGAACAACGCCCCGGCUUUUUUACAAUUACGAGACCAGUACAAACAAGAAUUGGUGGAAGACACUCGCUUGACCAAAGCCGCCGAUUUGGCCGCCAAACAACAUGUCCUCUUGACCAGUGAUGCCCCCGAUGCAUGGAAACGGCCUCAACUCAAAGCCGUCAGCCGUCAAUUACGCCAUUGGACCAAAAAAGUGCGCCAACCGUUUGGAGCCCCAACUGGGGGUGUGAGUGCCGCAGGGGCCACGACCCCGGGCGACGAUGAUUUCGAGGCGGGCCCCAUGCAAGCCUGGUUUACGCAAUUGGUCAAGGCCACUCAGGGUAUAAAACAAGGUACUCCGACUGGUGGACCCAGAAAACCCCCUGUCCCGCCUAAACCAAGGUUCACGCCCAGUGCCAAAAAGAAACUCAAGUUCACCACCCCAUUGAGCAGUGAAGAAUUGGCGCACGAGUUGCCCUUUUCAGAGAAGAUUGGUGUAGAACCGUGGGAUACCCCUAAAGAACGUGUGGACACCAUCAAGAGAAAAGCCCUACGUGAUAUUCGCAAAAAAACCACAGACAGUGCCAAAAAGAAAGCUGCGGGCAUCGCCAAAAAGAAAGCCGCCGGUUGGGCCAAGAAAGCUUUGGAUUGGAAAUCGUGGAAAACCCCCUAA
Molecule: messenger RNA, 3629 nt
Organism: Porites lobata
Lineage: Eukaryota; Metazoa; Cnidaria; Anthozoa; Scleractinia; Poritidae
Source: the annotation of a GenBank genome assembly